GGAGAAAUGGGUCCCAUGAGGCAAGUGUGACCCUGGAGUGCGGACUGCCAGCCUGACGCCCAGUCAGGGAGGGAGACCAUCAUGGAUGGCAUAAUUGAACAGAAGAGCAUGCUGGUGCACAGUAAAAUCAGCGAUGCUGGCAAGAGGAAUGGCUUAAUUAACACAAGAAACUUCAUGGCCGAGAGCAGAGAUGGCCUGGUGUCCGUUUACCCAGCACCACAGUACCAGAGCUGUCGGGUAGUGGGUAGCACAGCUCCAGCCAGCCUGGAUAGCAGCAGGAAUGAGCCAGUCCAGCAACUGCUGGACCCCAACACACUUCAACAGUCUGUGGAGUCCCAUUUCCGACCCAACAUUAUCCUCUACUCAGAGGGCGUGCUGCGUUCUUGGGGGGACAGCGUGGCUGCCGACUGUUGCGAGACUACCUUCAUUGAGGACCGGUCACCCACCAAAGAGAGUCUGGAGUACCCUGAUGGGAAGUUCAUUGACCUCUCGGCUGAUGACAUCAAGAUCCACACCCUCUCAUACGAUGUGGAGGAGGAGGAGGAAUUCCAGGAGCUAGAGAGCGACUACUCAAGUGACACAGAGAGUGAGGACAACUUCCUCAUGAUGCCCCCAAGGGACCACUUGGGCCUCAGCGUCUUCUCCAUGCUCUGCUGCUUCUGGCCUUUAGGCAUCGCGGCCUUCUACUUGUCCCAUGAGACAAACAAAGCCGUGGCCAAGGGGGACUUCCACCAGGCCAGCACCAGCUCCCGACGGGCCCUGUUCCUGGCUGUGCUGUCCAUCACGAUCGGAACUGGCAUCUACGUGGGCGUGGCUGUGGCCCUCAUCGCCUACCUCUCCAAGAACAACCACCUAUGA
Molecule: messenger RNA, 858 nt
Organism: Enhydra lutris kenyoni (northern sea otter)
Lineage: Eukaryota; Metazoa; Chordata; Mammalia; Carnivora; Mustelidae
Product: synapse differentiation inducing 1
Exons: 3
Coding region: 82-858 (258 amino acids)
Biological process (GO): positive regulation of synapse assembly; synaptic vesicle clustering
Cellular component (GO): synaptic vesicle membrane; postsynaptic density membrane; intracellular membrane-bounded organelle
Source: RefSeq, a predicted model, not a curated record